AACACCUCCUUCCCUUGUUCAAACAAUUCUCCAACAUUCAAAGCUACACAUAAUUUUAGCCAAAGGCUUAGAUACCUUCCUUUUUUUCUGAUCAGGAUUCAAAGUUGAAACCCUAGAUCAGUUUUAGUUUCCUACUUUUAAUUCAGAUAUAUUUAUAUAUAGAGAAAUGGGAAAUAGCUUAAGGUGCUGUUUGGCUUGUGUUCUUCCAUGUGGGGCACUAGACUUGAUUCGAAUAGUGCAUUUGAAUGGUUAUGUGGAAGAGAUUACACGUUCAAUCACGGCUGGAGAGGUUCUCAAAGCAAACCCUAACCAUGUUCUUAGCAAACCUAGCUCUCAAGGAGUUGUUCGCCGGAUUUUGAUCCUCUCGCCGGAGACCGAGCUCAAAAGGGGCAGCAUCUACUUCUUGAUCCCGGAAUCUUCGCUGCCGGAGAAUAAACGACAAGCCGGAAAAGGAAGCAUUGGCGGUGACGGUGGUAUAAAAAAGAAAGCAUCAACGAUGAAGAACAACAAGGGUGAUGGUGAUGAUUUUCCAUCGCGAUCACGCAAGCCUUCUCACAAAGAGAAAAAAUCGUUAUGCCGUGAUCGCCGAAAAGGUCGCAUUGGAAUAUGGAAACCUCAUUUGGAGAGUAUAUCGGAAGACUAGUCCGUUUUGUGUUAUCCGCCGGUGGCCGGAACCCGACAUCGCCGGAAAAAAAAAGAGAAAAAAAAAAUGUUCAGUUAUUAAAAUAUAUAGGAACAGAAACUUUUUCUCCUUGUUUUAUAAAUGUAUGUGGGAAUUUGAUCUUGUGGAUAAAAAAUUUACCUUGCUUUGAAA
This is a messenger RNA of Vigna radiata var. radiata (mung bean), 814 nucleotides long. RefSeq lists its product as uncharacterized. Lineage: Eukaryota; Viridiplantae; Streptophyta; Magnoliopsida; Fabales; Fabaceae. The record is from RefSeq and is a predicted model, not a curated record. Bases 167 to 643 code for a protein of 158 amino acids. The transcript has a single exon.